Molecule: messenger RNA, 1059 nt
Organism: Chenopodium quinoa (quinoa)
Lineage: Eukaryota; Viridiplantae; Streptophyta; Magnoliopsida; Caryophyllales; Amaranthaceae
Exons: 2
Coding region: 1-1059 (352 amino acids)
Biological process (GO): proteolysis
Molecular function (GO): aspartic-type endopeptidase activity
Source: RefSeq, a predicted model, not a curated record
AUGACGGUGAGUGACAAGAAAUUUAAUGAGAUGAUGACUCAUAACAAAAUGCUUGAGACACAAACCGAACAAGCCAACACUUUAAAGGAUUGUGCUAGCCCAUCCUCUUUGCCUUCUCAAGGAGUGGAACCUAAGAAACCCGUAUAUUCCAUCACCACUAGGAGUGGGAGAGUUCUUGAUGAGGGAGUUUCAAGGUCCAUUGAGGAGGAUAAGGUGAUGAGUGAUUUGAGAGAGGAGAAUGAGAAGGGUGUGUCUAAGAGUGUGAGUUAUGAGGAAGUGCAAGAGAAAAAGAAGAAUGUUGAAAAAGAGCAUGAGGAAGUGAGGAUACCUGAUCUACCAUACCCACAAAAAUUCUUGAGGCAUAAAAUGGAUGAGCAAUUUAAGAAGUUUCUUGACAUGCUCAAGGAAGUCCACCUUUCUAUUCCCUUCACCGAUGCAAUUACCCAAAUGCCUAGGUACUCUAAGUUCCUUAAGGAGAUUUUGGAUGGGGAGAGAGAGUGCAACGAGGUUGACUCGGUUGAAGUUGGGAAGUGUUUUAGUGCCCUCAUUCAUAAGGAGUUGCCCGAAAAGAUGGAGGAUCCGGGUAAUAUCUCUAUUCCAUGUAAGAUCAAGGAAAUGAUGUUUGAUAAUGCUCUUUGUGAUCUUGGUGCUAGUGUUAGUAUCACGCCUUAUUCCAUUUUCAAGAAACUCAAGCUAGGUAAGCUCCUUCAAUCCAAUAUAACCCUUCAAUUGGCCGAUCGAUCUAUUAAGUUUCCAAAGGGGAGAGUUGAGGAUGUUCCUCUUAAGAUAGGAGAGCUCACUAUUCCCGUUGAUUUCAUUGUGCUUGAGAUUGCGGAAGAUGACCAUAUCCCUAUAAUUUUAGGAAGACCUUUCUUAGCCACUUCGGGAGCCUUAAUAGAUGUGAAAGGAGGCCGUAUUACCUUGAGAGUUGAUGAAAAUGUAGAUGAUUUUGAUGAAUUUGGAGUGAAGAUUUGUGGAAAAUUGAUGAAAAUUGACGAUGAAGAGGAGGGUUUGAGGGCGGUUAUGGGGGAUGAGGGUGAUGGGGGUCGAUGCAAGUAA